This is a messenger RNA of Lachancea meyersii CBS 8951, 2277 nucleotides long. The record is from the annotation of a GenBank genome assembly. NCBI's taxonomy places the organism in Eukaryota, Fungi, Ascomycota, Saccharomycetes, Saccharomycetales, Saccharomycetaceae.
AUGAGUGCUUCCACGGGUCAAGAGUUGGGAAACUCACAACAAAACCAAGACUUGGUGAAUGCGGUGAUCUCGGUGCUGGCCACCCCGGAACAGCCUACAACCGUCGCAAAUGUCUAUUCAAAUGAACGCAACUUGGCUACAGAAGUUCAGGCAUAUGCCAAGAUAGCCGGACGCAACUGGACGCUUUAUGUAAAGCAUCUGGUGCUGACCAUAGGCCGUAACACUGACCCACAAGAUCAAACCGUGGACAUCGAUUUAGGCCCCGCCAAAGUCGUUUCGCGCAAACAUGCCACCAUCAAGUACAAUCUCAGCGGUGGGUUUUGGGAAUUGCAGGUCCAAGGUCGAAACGGGGCAAAAGUGGAUUUCAAGCGCGUUGGCGCCGGACCACAGGCUGACCCCGUGCAGUUGCAAUCCGGCUCGAUUCUGGAUAUUGGCGGUACUCAAAUGAUGUUUAUUUUGCCUGACCGUGGUCCCUUUGUAGAUCCACAGGCGUUGGAUCAUUUAAUCCCCAAGUUAAAUGCUAUGUACGGGGCCACAACCACUAAUCCACUGCUCCAGGAUUUGCUGCGAGAUGUCUCGCAGCCCAGAAAUGCCGUGAAAGCUUUUCGCAUGUACAAUUCCUACGACAACCCAUAUGCCACAGCCUCCGCAGGCGGUUCGUACAACUCACCGCAAAUGGGGGCUGGUUAUGGUGCAGUUAUGGAUCCAAGCUUCUCUCAAGCUAACGACAUUGCCUCAGAUUUGUCGCGGGAGGAGAACAAAAACGUUAAACCACCCUUUUCUUAUGCCACCAUGAUUACACAGGCCAUUCUCUCUAAUCCUGAAGGGGUUUUGUCUUUGGCUGACAUCUACAAAUACAUCUCUUCCAAUUUUGCGUACUAUCGCUAUGCAAAGACUGGUUGGCAGAAUUCUAUUCGGCAUAAUCUCUCUCUGAAUAAGGCAUUUGAGAAAGUGCCCCGAAAACCUAACGAACCUGGUAAAGGCAUGAAGUGGCGCAUCAGUAAAGACUAUCAAAACGAUUUCAUGGACAAGUGGCAGUCGGGCAAAAUCUCCAAGGUAAGGAGAGGAUCCUCGGUGGCUCGGCAAUUGCAACUGCACAUGACCAAAUUCAACACUUUACCACAGCCGGGCUCUGGCGCUGGUCCCGGUGAUCAAGAAUCCCCCAAUGAUCAUCCAGAAAACCUGCAAAAUGGGCCUCAUCGACCUUCUUCGCAACAUCAGUCCUCUGAAAAGGAGCAAUUCAAUCGUCUGCAUAAACAGGAGUCACAAGAACAACAGCCGACACGAGCCCAGAAUUCCAGAGAGGUGCGACCACUACAACAGCAACAGCAACAGCAACAAGAACAGCAACCACAACAGGAACAUCAAGAACGACAACCGCAACAACCGCAACAACAACCACCUCAGCAGCAACAGCAGCAGCAACAACAACAACACUCACAGAGACAAGCACAGCCACCACCGGUUCCUAGUUUCUAUCAAACAUCGCAAGGCCACGGUCAAAACGCUUCGCCGUCAUCUGCAAACGUAUACGGUACUUUGCCUCCUCCAACCACGCUACCGCCGGCAUCUUCGCUGUCGCCGAUGGCCACGGGCCGGCCGUCUUCGCCCCAAAUGCAGCCGCCACUUAAUGUCCCCGCCCGACAAUCAUCUUCUGGUUUCCCCACGCUGCCGCGUCCUACGACUCGUCCUUCUACCUCGCACAUGCAAAUGGGUAGCAGUGUGCCUGGUACAGCGUCUCGAUUAUCUCCUGGCCAAGACUCUCUGCUGCGCUCGCCGACAAGACCUUUCCACAUUACCGCAAUGGAAGCUUACACGCCCGAGCGUGGCAGCGGACAACAGACACGCUCACCAACUGGGACGCACGCUCAACAACUCAACGUCGAAACCAGAGCCUCGACGCGACAGACGUUGCCGCAAACCGCACAAAGCUCACCCGGAGUUUGGAAUCUGCUGCAGUUUAGCUCUGUAAACAACACGCCGGCUGGGUUUCGUGCAAUUGAAGACGCUGCCCAGGCCAACUCUGCAAAUGAAGGUCCAAGAAUGCUUCAGCCGGGCCCCCAGAUGGGCAGGAUGUCACAAGACCGAAACCAAGUUCCAACGCUACACAUCAACGGCCACUCUGCUGCACCGGACAAGCAAAAGAGCCGCGACGAAGAGUCCGAGUUCGUAUCGUCGCCGAUCAAGAACCACAGCAAGGACACGUCGAAGGGAGUCAAAGACCUGAUGCUCGAUAUCAAGGGCGCCAAAAUCAGCGUGGUCGAGGACCAUCGCUAG